Molecule: messenger RNA, 1290 nt
Organism: Diaporthe batatas
Lineage: Eukaryota; Fungi; Ascomycota; Sordariomycetes; Diaporthales; Diaporthaceae
Exons: 2
Coding region: 1-1290 (429 amino acids)
Biological process (GO): regulation of transcription by RNA polymerase II
Molecular function (GO): DNA-binding transcription factor activity, RNA polymerase II-specific
Source: RefSeq, a predicted model, not a curated record
AUGAGCCUUUGUGCGCAUCUAUUAGACGCCCCAGACCUCAAACUCCUGGGUCACUACCUCUCGCACACAAGCCGCACCAUCGCUUUCGACCGCGACGACCUCUACGUACUGCAUGUCGGCAUCCCCAACCUCGCCAUCAGCAGCAAGGCCCUGAUGAGCUCGAUGCUGGCGCUCGCAGCCGCAAGCCAGUGUCACGACCUCCUGGAGGCGAGCCCAGGCAGUCCGGACGUCGUCCGCAUCCGGGAGUUGCUGGUCCUCGGCGAGCAGCACCACGCCGCGUCGCUGCGGCAGAUCCAGGAGGAUAUCCCGUCGACGGAGCGGUAUGACCACGUCCUCGCGAAUGCGGCCCUGAUGUUCCUCUACGGCUCCGCGAGCCACUGGGUCCGCAUUCGCCUCAUGCGCGUAUGCUGUGUGGAGUCGGGUGGGGGUGGAAACCGGCUGCCCGAGGAGUUCGUGCCGGCUCAGAACCCGGCGGUGGCGGUAUUAGGAGACAGUGAGAGGACCAGCCUGCGGCAAAUCGAGUUUGGUGAUGUGAACGUCGUGUGCCCCCAGAAUGGGCCCUCGGACGAGACACGGCGGCUCUUUCUACCCAUACUGGCAGCCACUUCGGGGGCUGCGCUGACAAAGUUGCGCGCAAGGGCCAGGCAGGUCGAAAUGGAGGCGGCGAACGGCAGUGAGGGCCUUGGGGUUUGCAUGGAGGCUCUCGCGGUGUUCCAGGCGGUGCUGGGCGAAACUUUUAGCGAUCGCAGGCCUGGCGGGCUGUCGCCUGAGACGCCAGGGUCACAGACAGAUGACCCGAGGGGACCACUGCACCCUCCCUCUCUCGGCAGGCUGUCGAAUGUCGCCCCUUGGUUGAGAAGAUAUACAGCACGUGUCACCAUGAACAGCACAGAUUCGCGGCCGUUGCGGCGCACCGUCAAUGCCUUCAUCAACCGUGUAUCCACGAAAUAUCUACACAUGGUGCAAGCGACGCUCGAGCACAUCCCUGUUGAAGCAGCCGGCCGCGGUGCGACCAGGUCACAGGGGUACACUCUCGAAGAUCAGGACGCCGACAGUGGCCCAGUUCAGCGGCUUGCCAUGGACAUCUUCGCCCACUGGCUGGUGCUGGUGUUGUUGCUAGAUGGGGUAUGGUGGAUAGGUGGUAUAGGGGCUUGGGAGCUGGGUAGGGUCGUUGCAUAUGCGCGGGAGCGAGGUUGGAUCGACAUGGGAGAUAAAGCAGACGAUGAAGCGUGGUGGCCUCAGAGCAUGUAUAAUAUCAAGAUAGAGCUAAGUAGAAACUUGGCGAGUUGA